AUGCUUACUGAUUCCCCACGGCGGACAUUGAAGUCAUCGUGUUCGCCAAAAAGGAUAGAAAGCACGAAAACAUACUUACACCAGAAGAUAACACAAAAACUACGAACCAAGCACGAAGACAUAUUUACACCAGAAGACAACACAAAAGCUACGAACCAACUCAAAAUGACCCCUCCGCCCCACACCAGACAAAACAGAAUCAAGGGGAGAGAAGAGGCUAGCCUUGACUCCGACCACCGCAAGGCAGCAGCUGGAGCUUCCCGCCCCAUCCACGUCGCGUACGCUGGGACCACUUCAUGUCCUGAACAAGUCACUGCCUUCUGCAACCCUAGUUCCCACUUCCCACUCCCCGUUCAGUGCUUCAGCCGCUCUCGCCGCACCGUCCUCCGACGCUCCGACCACCACCCCACCGGCUUCCGGCGCUCACUCAUCUUCCCAAUUCCGCUCUCCAUAACCAUGGAUGACAGUUUGUACGAUGAGUUUGGUAAUUAUAUUGGGCCCGAAAUCGAGUCUGAUCAAGAGAGCGACAGGGAGGAGGAAAAUGAUGAGCUCCCUGAUAAUCCUGAGGAUGAGGAACCUGCGUCCGAUGACGAGCAUGGACCUGGAAAACCAAAUGGAUGGUUGACCACCUCUGAAGAUGUUGAGAUGGAUGGUCAGAUUGUCCUGGCCGAGGACAAGAAGUACUACCCAACUGCCGAGGAGGUCUACGGUGAGGAGGUCGAGACCUUAGUCAUGGAUGAAGAUGAGCAGCCGCUUGAGCAACCAAUCAUUAUGCCCGUGAAGAAUUUGAAGUUUGAGUUGGGGGUUAAGGACUCGUCGACCUAUGUGUCAACCCAGUUUCUUUUGGGACUCAUGUCAAACCCCACCUUGGUUAGGAAUGUUGCCUUGGUCGGGAACUUGCACCACGGGAAGACUACGUUUAUGGACAUGCUGGUUGAGCAGACUCAUCAUAUUUCGACAUUUGAUCAGGAGAGCGAGAAACACAUGAGGUACACGGAUACAAGGAUAGACGAACAGGAAAGGAGGAUAUCCAUAAAGGCAAUCCCAAUGUCUCUUGUUCUGGAGGACAGUAAUUCAAAAUCGUACCUUUGCAAUGUCAUGGACACGCCUGGUCACGUCAACUUUUCAGAUGAGAUGUCUGCUGCCCUUAGGCUUGCGGAUGGCGCGGUUCUGAUUGUAGAUGCUGCAGAAGGAGUUAUGGUAAAUACCGAGAGAGCAAUACGCCAUGCGAUACAGGAACGGAUACCUAUUGUGGUUGUAAUAAACAAGGUCGAUAGAUUGAUAACAGAGCUGAAGUUACCCCCAAAAGAUGCCUACCAUAAGCUAAGGCACACAAUUGAAGUCAUAAACAGCCACAUAACUGCGGCAUCCUCUACUGCUGGCAAUGUUCAAGUCAUUGACCCGGCUGUUGGAAAUGUUUGUUUCGCAAGUGCAACUGCAGGAUGGUCUUUCACUUUGCAGUCAUUUGCUAAGCUAUACGUUAAGCUGCAUGGCGUCCCAUUUGAUGCUAACAAGUUUGCUUCUCGCCUUUGGGGCGAUUAUUAUUAUGAUGCCGACACAAGAGGUUUCAAGAAGAAACAGCCGGCCAGUGGUGCCGAACGGUCCUUUGUCCAGUUUGUUCUUGAACCCCUUUACAAAAUAUACAGUCAAGUGAUUGGUGAACACAAGAAGAGUGUGGAAGCUACACUCGCUGAACUUGGUGUGACUUUGAGUAAUGCUGCUUAUCGUUUGAAUGUUAGGCCACUGUUGAGAUUAGCAUGUAGCUCGGUUUUCGGUAGCGCCACUGGGUUUACAGACAUGUUGGUUCACCACGUUCCAUCUGCUAAAGAAGCUGCACCUCGGAAGGUCGAGCACAUCUACACUGGGCAUAAGGAUUCCACAAUCUACUCGGCCAUGGAGGAUUGUAACCCCUCUGGUCCUGUAAUGGUUAACGUGACAAAACUUUAUCCGAAAUCGGAUUGCAGUGUCUUUGAUGCCUUUGGAAGGGUUUACAGUGGGGAAAUCAUGGCGGGCCAGACUGUACGUGUGUUGGGAGAAGGGUAUUCCCCGGAUGAUGAGGAGGACAUGACUGUAAAGGAGAUAACAAAAUUGUGGGUCUAUCAGGCUCGUUACAGGAUUCCCAUAAGCAAGGCUCCGCCAGGAUCUUGGGUUCUUAUUGAAGGUGUGGAUGCUUCCAUUAUGAAGACGGCCACACUUUGCAACAUUGAAACUGAGGAAGACGCUUUCAUAUUUAGACCCCUCCAGUUCAACACACUUCCGGUGGUGAAAACUGCCACCGAGCCUCUAAAUCCGAGUGAACUCCCAAAAAUGGUUGAGGGUCUUAGGAAGAUCAGCAAGAGCUACCCUCUGGCGAUUACAAAGGUUGAAGAAUCUGGGGAACACACUAUUUUAGGCACUGGAGAGUUGUAUCUGGAUUCCAUAAUGAAGGACCUCAGGGAGCUAUACUCAGAAGUGGAAGUGAAGGUGGCGGAUCCUGUUGUCUCAUUCUGUGAAACGGUUGUGGAAUCCUCUUCAAUGAAGUGCUAUGCGGAGACUCCAAACAAGAAAAACAAAAUUACCAUGAUUGCUGAGCCACUGGAAAGAGGACUUGCUGAGGACAUUGAGAAUGGUGUUGUAAAUAUUGACUGGCCAAGAAGGAAGCUUGGUGACUUUUUUCAGACGAAGUAUGAGUGGGAUCUGCUUGCUGCGCGCUCUAUUUGGGCAUUUGGUCCUGAUAAGCAGGGGCCAAAUAUUCUAUUAGACGAUACCCUGUCAGGUGAAGUGGAUAAGGCGUUGCUCAAUGCAUGCAAAGACUCUAUCGUUCAAGGGUUUCAAUGGGGGGCUCGAGAAGGCCCCCUCUGUGAUGAGCCCAUCAGAAACGUGAAAUUCAAAAUAGUUGAUGCCAAAAUUGCUCCUGAGCCGUUGAACCGUGGAACUGGUCAGAUAAUUCCAACUGCUCGACGUGUAGCGUAUUCGGCUUUCCUCAUGGCGACACCUAGGCUCAUGGAACCAGUAUACUAUGUGGAGAUACAAACUCCAUCAGAUUGUGUUUCUGCAAUAUACACAGUGCUGUCUCGUAGACGUGGCCAUGUCACCGCAGAUGUUCCGCAACCUGGGACUCCGGCCUACAUUGUUAAGGCAUUUUUACCUGUGAUAGAGUCAUUUGGUUUUGAAACGGACCUGAGGUAUCACACUCAGGGACAAGCUUUCUGCCAGUCGGUAUUCGACCAUUGGGCUAUCGUCCCUGGAGACCCGCUGGAUAAGGGUAUUGUCCUGCGCCCAUUGGAGCCUGCCCCAAUCCAGCAUUUAGCUCGUGAGUUUAUGGUCAAGACGAGGCGUCGUAAGGGAAUGUCUGAGGAUGUGAGCAGUAAUAAAUUCUUUGAUGAGGCCAUGUUUGCCGAAAUAGCCCAGCAUGCUGCCGAUAUCCAUCAACAAAUGAUAUGA
Molecule: messenger RNA, 3423 nt
Organism: Striga hermonthica
Lineage: Eukaryota; Viridiplantae; Streptophyta; Magnoliopsida; Lamiales; Orobanchaceae
Source: the annotation of a GenBank genome assembly